This is a messenger RNA of Mycotypha africana, 687 nucleotides long. RefSeq lists its product as uncharacterized. The transcript is spliced from 2 exons. Lineage: Eukaryota; Fungi; Mucoromycota; Mucoromycetes; Mucorales; Mycotyphaceae. The record is from RefSeq and is a predicted model, not a curated record. The annotation marks the transcript as partial.
AGAAAGCUUCCCAUCGACAGUGCGGUGUUACCAACCUUCCGCGAGAAAUUCAGAGAAAGAGUCAUUUCGUGCUGCAAUGACAUUAGGGCUAUUGUGUUUCGUUCGCAACUAUUUGUUAACGCUUAUCUCAUCCAUAAUAAGAAAGACACACCAAAAGAAAUUUUCACCCAACAGUUCUGGUAUUCGGUUGGACAACUUGUAACAGGUAAAACAGUAACCAACAAGAAAGCAAUAAAUGAUUCCAUGAAAAACUUCUAUAAGCAGUUCAAAGAGAAGCAUCCAGCUGUCGAAGUAAGUUAUAGCUUCACCAAAGGCUAUAGCCAAUGCUUGACAGAAGCUUGUAAAGAGCUCAGUACCACAUAUACAAACAGCAUUGUUGAGCUUUUUGAGCAGCGAAUGCUUAAAUAUCUAUACUAUACCUUGCAGAAUUUGUUCCCGAGCAUGGUAAAGCGCGAUGUUGACGAAAUCGCAACAAAAUACUGCUAUCAAGCGAUUUGCAAAGGCGAACCCAAAUGGCCUGGUAAAGUCAAGUUAAGCAGUGAUGACAAAUUAAGAAUAGAUAAUUUGUGCAAGAACUUUGCAGACCUUGUGGAGGAAAAGGUUACGCUUUUAUCAUUGGCGGCCGAUCCGGUCAAAUUUGUCAAGCCCUUGUGGUUUAUCCAAGAAUACUACGAAGAAGAGCAUUAA